AUGUCAGUCGAGGUAAAACUUACAAAGUCUGAAAUAAACGAUAUAACGGAAUCCAAGCAAGUUGAUGAAAACGCCUCUCAGAAAAUUGAUGAAAAGACUUUGGAAAACACUAAUGAGGAAACGCAAGACGGUGCUUAUAACCCAGAAACUGGUGAAAUCAAUUGGGAUUGUCCAUGCCUAGGAGGUAUGGCCAAGGGUCCCUGUGGAGAACAAUUUAAAGCUGCGUUUUCAUGUUUUAUAUAUUCGAAUGCUGAACAAAAAGGGGCCGAUUGCUUAGAUGCUUUUAGAGAAAUGAAUGAUUGCUUCAAAAAAUAUCCUGAUGUGUACAAAAACGGUAAAUCUCGAGAUUUAUCAAAUUAUUA
This is a messenger RNA of Racocetra persica, 362 nucleotides long. NCBI's taxonomy places the organism in Eukaryota, Fungi, Glomeromycota, Glomeromycetes, Diversisporales, Gigasporaceae. The record is from the annotation of a GenBank genome assembly.